Suillus fuscotomentosus is the source of this 828-nucleotide messenger RNA. RefSeq lists its product as uncharacterized. The record is from RefSeq and is a predicted model, not a curated record. Lineage: Eukaryota; Fungi; Basidiomycota; Agaricomycetes; Boletales; Suillaceae. Bases 140 to 709 code for a protein of 189 amino acids. The transcript has 2 exons.
AAUGCUUCUUGUAACCAUAGCUGCUGAUUGCGUGACCACAACUGCCUGAUGGAAGCUCCUAGCUGAGUAUCUUAAAAGACGUGUUCUUCCUACUCAUUGAACGGCCAUCCAACAUAUCAUAACUUUCUCCCCCACUACCAUGCCCAAAAUUCCUGCUUGGAAGCAGCGUUUGCACGAGUUGCAUCUCAAUCCCCCUCGUUAUGAAGCAUCAUGGUACGGGCCACUCGAUAAACUCGCCAAUCACGUUUUCGCGGCAGAUUGCUUCAUGGUCAAGCCGCAGCCAAAAAUCAGGCGCAGUCUUCCCGAUGAUGGAGACGAUAAUCAGCCGUUUGAAGAUGAAGGAUUAUCUUUAGACUCCAUGGGCGCUCCAGUUAUCCAUGACUCCUACUUCGAGCCGGACUUCAUUAUCGUUCAUGUGGGUGAUAACCGAGAUGUUCCAUUGGUGUGUAUCGAGGUAAAGAAGGAGGGAGGGACAUAUCAAUCGGCGGGCACCCAGUUGCAUGAAUACAUCGAGGUUUUGGCUGCGAAGGAUCCCCAUGAUGAAUUCGUGGGCAUCCUUGUGCUUGGUGGGAAAUUCUAUUGUUACAGUAUUCAUGGGAGGCGGGCACCGACUCCAGGUGGAGACGGUUGGGAGACAGCGGACAAUUUAGAAGGAGUUUUUGAAAAAAUAGCCAAAGGUGUGUUAGGAGGGAAAGGGAAACGCCGUUGAGCAUGACGUUGAUGUAUCAUUCCGUACAGUAAGACCGUAGCGGUAUUGUGUCUUUUUAGCUAUUGGACAACCCAAUGCAUUACCAUUGCUAGAACCUAGUAAGUAAAUUUAACAGGAGC